Molecule: messenger RNA, 2706 nt
Organism: Penicillium lagena
Lineage: Eukaryota; Fungi; Ascomycota; Eurotiomycetes; Eurotiales; Aspergillaceae
Product: WD40 repeat domain-containing protein
Exons: 4
Coding region: 1-2706 (901 amino acids)
Molecular function (GO): protein binding
Source: RefSeq, a predicted model, not a curated record
AUGGAGAGCCCGAGCGUGGACAAUGCCGAGCCCAAGCCCGCCAGGGCCGCCACAUUCCCCGGCGCAAUCGCGUCCGACGGGGCAUCGGGCUCGAGCGGCAGCCAACAUGAGAGCCAGAGGAAUUCCCGUCGCAUGCCGGCCAUUGGAGGGCCACUGGUCCGCAACUCGACCGCGCAGACGCUCCAGGAGAACCGAACAGAGUCGAGCGCCAUUGAUCCGCUGUCGCAGCACAUUAUCCAACGCACCAACACACAAAAGUCAAUCCCUCUGAAGUUGCUGGGAAAGGCGUCCUACGAGGCGGAAGCGGGAGGCUCGGAGCAGAGCCUGUCCGAGCAGGGAGCAGCCCGGGGAGAUGCGCCGACAUCUAAAUUACCCAGAGAAAAGAAAAAAGGUGUCUCGUUCCUGAGCCGCAUCAUCGGGGCCAAGAAAAAGGACGCCUUGUCCGAAGUGGAAGAUGAGAGCUCCGAAGUCGAGGCCAGCCGGAUGUCUGUGGACACUUCGCAGCCCAUUGGUUUCAUCCCGCGGCAUCCGGCACCCUCUCGCUAUCUGAAAGUCCGUGCGCAAUACAAGAAAGACAAGAUCUUUAACCGGGUCUUCCUGGCACAAGAACUGGAGGGCACAGAUGCACCGGUCACCGAAGGGCAAACUUCCACAGCACGUAAUGGUGAACAAACUGAGAGAGCCGUCUGGGCGAUGGAGUUUUCCCAGGAUGGCAAGUACCUUGCGGCGGCGGGCCAGGAUCGAAAGGUCCGGGUGUGGGCUGUCAUUGCAACCCCAGACGAGCGCGAGGAGGCAGAUCGAGAAGGGAACAAAACGAGCAAUGACAAACAAGAACCGCCUCGCCUGAAAGCAUGGGUGUUUCAGCCCAAGCCGGUUCAGGUGUAUGAGGGUCACACGGGGAGUAUCCUGGACGUGAGCUGGAGCAAGAACAGUUUCAUUCUUUCCUCGUCCAUGGACAAAACAGUUCGGCUGUGGCAUACAAGUCGACCUGAGUGUCUCUGUUGCUUUCAGCAUAGUGACUUCGUCACCUCGAUCCAAUUUCACCCCACAGACGACCGUUUUUUCCUUGCGGGAUCCCUGGACACCAAACUGCGCCUGUGGAGUAUCCCAGACAAAAGCGUGGCGUUUGUGACUACUUUACCCGACAUGAUCACCGCGGUGGCAUUUACCCCAGAUGGGAAACACGCUAUUGCGGGGUGUUUGAAUGGCUUGCUAAACAUCUACGAGACUGAGGGCCUGAGAUUUAUUGCACAAAUACACGUUCGAUCCGCACGGGGACGAAACGCAAAAGGAAGCAAGAUCACCGGGAUCGAUGCGAUGCAGAUCCCAGCAGAUGAUUCCCACGGGGAUAUCAAAUUAUUGAUUACCAGCAACGACUCUCGAAUCCGUAUGUAUGAUCUCCGAGAGCGGUCUCUUGAGGCCAAGUUCCGCGGCAACGAAAACGCCUGCAGUCAGAUUCGCGCAUCAUUUAUGAACGACGGCAAACAUAUCAUCUGUGGCAGCGAAGAUCGGCGAGCCUAUGUCUGGCCGGUUGGGCCGGUGGAAAGGGAUGCAGACAAGCGCGCCGUAGAGGUGUUUGAGACGCAGUCGGCCAUUGUAACGGCCGCCAUCGCUGCGCCGGUCAGGACGAAACAGUUGCUGGGGCUAUCCGAAGACCCGAUCUAUGAUAUCUGCAAUCCGCCCCCAGUAGCGUUGAUGACCCCGGCGGAAUAUUCUAAACAAGAAAUCCCGGCGAAGGAAAAUGGGAACGGUCAUAGUCGCACAGCGUCAGCACCACGCUUAUCCGUUGUCACCAAGAUGGCACACGAGUCGCCGUCGUACCUAAUGCGGUCAACACACCCAGAUGGCAACAUCAUCAUUAUUGCGGACUACUCCGGAAAGAUCAAGGUUCUGCGACAGGACUGCGCAUUUCAGAAGCGCCGGUAUGAAAACUGGGACAGCCAUUCGACCUCAAGACGGCUGUUAGGACGCUCGAACUCUGCGCGACGCAGCAUAGCAUCGUCCACCGGCAAAGAGUCGGCACACAAGACACCCUCCGAAAGGAUAAUAUCCUGGCGCAAUUCCGUCCACCGCCAUGGCCGCCCCAGCACCGAGGGUUCUCGCUCUGGGUUCCGCUCGCGCAGCACAUCUCCGCAGCAACAGCAGCGACAACGCGUGCCCACGCUGCGCUUCUCCACCUCACGACCGUCAAGUCUAGGUCCCAACGAAUCCCUCGCCGGCACAACCACCCCACCGCAAUCCCCACGCCGUCCACUCAUCGACAGCGUUCGAUCAAGCGAGGACGCAGAAGCAUCGAACAGCAAAUUCAGUUAUAAGUCGCCCGGUCCAAGCGAGCCACGCGACCUCCCUGCCUCCUCGGCUGAUUUGGUGGCUAGCGGCGAAGGCAAAGAUAAUCCGCUCUGGCUACAGGGUGAUCAAAGCUAUGCCUUCUGGAACAAAAUCACACAUGAUGCUCUCGCCGCGCGCUCACGGCAGUCCAACGACUUUCUCAGUCCGAACCGCUUUCCGUCGGGGGAGCGUAAGACUAGCACCGCUGGCAGCGUGUUGAGUAGUGACUAUGGAUCUUCAAAGAAUGGUGAAGAAGAAGAUGAUGGGCGAGACGUGCUCAGAUGCGAUAAUUGUCGUGGCACGAAUUUCCGGUCUGUGAAGGGGAGGCAUGGGAAGCAGAGAUUGAUUUGUGCACAGUGUCAUCGGCCGGUUACUUGA